Molecule: messenger RNA, 1518 nt
Organism: Mucor velutinosus
Lineage: Eukaryota; Fungi; Mucoromycota; Mucoromycetes; Mucorales; Mucoraceae
Exons: 11
Coding region: 1-1518 (505 amino acids)
Biological process (GO): aldehyde metabolic process
Cellular component (GO): cytoplasm
Molecular function (GO): aldehyde dehydrogenase (NAD+) activity
Source: RefSeq, a predicted model, not a curated record
AUGUCUCUUGUGUAUACUUCAGCCGAAUCAAUUGAAGACUUUGCAACUUGUCUUAGAGGGACAUACGUAACAGGCAAAUCAAGAGACGCAUUUGCAAGAAAGUUCUACCUCGAACGUCUUCAUGCUCUUGUCAAGGAGAACGAGGAAUUGUUUUACGAUGCCUUAGCCAAAGAUUUGAACAAAUCAAGAGCGGAAGCAUUGACAAGUGAGAUCAGCCCUGUUCUAGAAGAAUGUGCUUACUUUCUUGACAACUAUGACAGUCUAGUCAAAGAUAAGAAAGUAAAAUCACGCUCUGGAGCUAAUAGAACAGAUAGUGCUUACAUUCGUCGUGAAGCUUUGGGCGUCGUUUUGAUUAUCUCAACCUGGAACUACCCUCUUCAGCUUUCUCUAGUCCCAUUAGCUGGUGCACUUGCUGCUGGUAACUGUGCUGUUAUCAAGCUCUCUGAAAUUUCAGUGCACACAUCGGCAUUAAUUACAGAGCUUUUGCCCAAAUAUCUCGAUGCUGCCAUGUACCGUGUAGUCAAUGGUGGUGUUGAGGAAACACAACACUUGCUUCGACAGAAAUUUGACCAUAUUUUUUACACUGGAAAUUCUCAGGUAGCCAAAUCUGUCAUGGCAGCUGCAUCCCAACAUUUGACGCCUGUCACUUUGGAGCUUGGUGGAAAAUCACCGGCUAUUGUUACAGAAGAUGCCGACAUGCAAAUUGUAGCUAAUCGAUUGGCUUUUGGCAAGUUUUUUAACGCUGGACAGAGUUGUGUUGCUGUAGAUUAUGUCUUUGUGCCAAAAUCUCGCCAACAAGAGUUCUUAGCUGCCAUUGGCAAGACACUGAACUCCUGGUACGGAAGAAACCCUCAAGCAUCCAAAGAUUACGGCCGUAUUAUCAAUCACCGUCAUUUCGACCGAAUUGUGGCGCUUUUAAACAAUCGAUCCAGUGGAAACAUUGCAAUUGGGGGUCAAACUGACCGUGAAAGUCGAUACAUUGCACCUACUGUCAUUUCUGACGUGAGAUUUGAUGAUGCCUCAUUGAUGGAAAGCGAGAUUUUUGGUCCUUUGCUGCCAGUGAUUCCUUAUUCAGAUGUUGAAGAAACUAUGGGCUUGAUCUCCAAAAAGGAACCUCCACUUGCAUUGUAUUUAUUCACCAAGAGCAGUAACACUAUCAAGAAGGUGCUGGGUUACACUACUUCUGGCGGCGUCACCAUCAAUGACACUUUAAUGCAUCAAUCAGAAUACGCUCUGCCAUUCGGUGGUGUUGGAGCAUCUGGUAUGGGUGGCUAUCACGGAGAGCGAUCAUUUCAAUGCUUCUCGCAUGAACGUGGCAUUCUUGUCAAGAAACAAAGAUUAGAGUGGUUGCUUCAAUCUCGCUAUCCUCCAGUGUCUAAAGCCAAGUUGACCAUCUUGAGAGCAGUGCUGAUCACAAAUCCUGUUCAUUUUUGGUUUAUUGUCUUUAAGAGACCUGUCAAAUGGGCUGCUUUGAUUGUGGUCAUUCUGGGCAUUUUUAUCAAAAGGCAUUUAGCUUAA